Messenger RNA from Fonsecaea erecta, 1149 nucleotides. RefSeq lists its product as hypothetical. The transcript has 2 exons. The record is from RefSeq and is a predicted model, not a curated record. Bases 1 to 1149 code for a protein of 382 amino acids. Lineage: Eukaryota; Fungi; Ascomycota; Eurotiomycetes; Chaetothyriales; Herpotrichiellaceae.
AUGCCUAUCCCCACCGAACUGGUCGGCAGUCUUCCCCGGCCAGUGUACCUCCAACAGGCCUUUGCCGACUACGACGCCGGCAAGAUCUCCCGUGACGAGCUCAUCCAGGCCCAAGACCGAGCUGUCGAGGACUCGUUGAAGAACCUGGCCCGGACCGGUGAACUGUUAAUCACGGACGGCGAACAGCGGGCGAGUUCGUUCGCCACGUAUCCCAUCACCGACACGCUCGGGGGCACCGGUCUGUCGGACAACCUCGCCGCGGACGGCCAGUACUUUGCCAUCUUUGACGAUGGGCACCACAGGCAAUUGCCCCGCCUGGUCAGGGGCCCAUUCAAGUACAAGACCUACGCCUACGAGAACCUGAAGCGGUCGAUGCCGCUGGCCGGCGGGCACCCGAUGAAGCAGGCCGUCAUCGCGCCGUCCAUGAUGUACCUGCUGUACCCGCUCAACGGCACCGUCGAGGGAUACUCCCGCGAGGACUUUGAACGCGACGUCGUGGACGAGUGCGAGAAGGACAUCCGCGGCUGUUUCGCGGCCGGGGCGAAGCGUGUGUCGAUUGACUUCACCGAGGGGAGACUGGCGGCAAAGAAUGACGCGAGGAAUCCCUGGACGGGCGCCCACCUGCUGCAGAAGUUCAUCGACAUGAACAACCGUGUCCUCGACCGCUUCACGCCCGAAGAACGCAAGAACAUUGGCAUCCACACCUGCCCCGGCGGCGACUGCGACUCGGUGCACUCGGCCGACGUCGACUACCACGAGCUGCUGCCGUCGCUGUUCCAGAUGAACGCGGGCUACUUUCUGAUCCAGCUGGCGUCGGAGAAGAACAAGACGCGGGUGUACGAGGAGAUCGGGCGUACGAUCCGCAAAGACGCCCAGGGUGUCAAGCAGGUCGCCUUUGUCGGCGUCAUCAACCCACUCAACCCGGUGGUCGAGUCGCCGCAGCAGGUCUGUGACGCUCUCGUCGAGGCCGCCCAGUACAUCCCCACCGACCAGCUCGGCGCCACGGACGACUGCGGCUUCAGCCCCUUCAGCAUCGACGUCAAGCCCAAGCACAAGAACAACCCGGACUAUGCGCGCGAGGUUGCCUUCCAGAAGAUUGCCGCCCGCAUUGAGGGCGCGAGGAUGGCGAGCGAGCGGUUGGGGUUGUGA